CAAUGUCACUCAGUGACCCCUGCCGAAACUCUCGUCGGGUGUCGUUCAACAAUAUCCAGCCAUCUGCUUGCAGCUCGGGCUCCGUCGCAAAUCCCACGGAAUUUCCCCAACACACACCACCAUCAGCAAAUGUAAACUAUGUCUACAACAACGGUAACAACGCCGCGAAAAAAGAUCUAGACUAUGGUUUCGCUUCUGCCCCGAUGAAGAGCCAUGAUCUCGAGCAUAUGUACAGUUUCAGCUUCGGCAAGGAGAAAAAAGAUCCCACCAAGUCACCCAUGGCGGAGUUUUCCAUGGGCCAACCGCAGCAGCGGCGUGAACGUUACAAACUUCCGCCUGCGCCUUCACGGGGAAUUCUCAAGGCGUAUGUUGACGAGCCUCCCAUGCUCGUGUGCCGUCUCAGUCCCGGAGAGUCGCCUAGUCUUGAUCAUGCGCUUGAUCAGGAAACUUCCGACGAGGAAAGCGACGAUGAACCAACAUGCAGCCCCAGCUUCUCUCCGCAGACACGCAAGAAGUCCAUUGCCGAAAUGACGCCGGAGGAGAUCAUGGCACUCGAUUCGGUGUACGACACCCGGAGGAAGGUAGAUAUCGAGGGGAUGAAGUUUGACCACGAGGAUAACUCGUACUUUAUGCUUUCGGCCGCGGCUGGCCCGGCGGUGUCUGAGCAGAAGCAAAAGGAGGCGAUUGCAGCGAAGCUCGAGGGGCUUCACUUUGGAGAUACGGGGUAUCCCACACGGCCAGUGGUGGAUUACGGCGCCAUUACACUUACACAGGAGGUAAGCUUGGGUGAGAAGUCGGUCGCUGCAAGCGAGGGGCUGGGCGAAAUUGCUGCAUCCGAGACCAGUUCUCUUCCUGGUCUGGGCCUCACCGCUGUGGCGACAAGUCCCCUCUUUGUUCCGGUGCGCAAAAUCCUAUGUGUCCUCGACGAACGCAAACUGCAUCUUCGCCGCCCUAUCGACUGGUACUUCCACAACAUGUGCCAAUCCGGUGACCAUUUCAUCGUGGUUGAGUCCGCGGACAGCAUCUGGGGCGAAUCAGACCGUCACAACAGUGCUGACUCCACAAACUUUUUGCAGCCCCCCGAAACUAAGCCCAGACGCCGCUCCAGCGCUGGAAACGAGUUGGACGAUUACAUUUCACGCACCUCCGGCCGCCGCCCGUCUGCAACUCCAAUGCCGCCCGUGGUUCCAGAGGCGAGGAGAGCAUCCACCACUGCGCGACAGGUCAGACUGUUGGAAACCCACGCGGCCGCCUUGCUCCAAAACUUGGUCGGGUAUCCAUCAAAAAACAUUAGUUCUGGCUCCAUCAGAAUCACGGUGGAAAUUGCUGACAUAUCGCUUAAAGACACGAUCAGACGGACAACAGAGAUCUACGAGCCACAUCUUCUUCUCAUCGGCGACAAGUCAAAGAACCUCAACCACCGGUUUAUUUCGACCGUUGGGAAUGGAGACCGUGGUAGCGGCACUAAGUCGAAGCCCAAGCGAAUUGUGGGCUUGGCAAGAUAUGUCAUGCUGAAUUGCCAGUCGUGUCCUGUGAUUGUGGUGGGAAGGGAUGCCUCCUGGGAGGAUGAUUCGCCACAACGGUUCCGAAUCAGCGGAAUGGUCGUGGAAGACGAUGAAAAUGCUAUCGUACUGGACGAUGAACUGAUCAGGUCGGACCAAUCUGAAGAAAUCCCCGAGUCUGGCCUUGUCUGGAGUGACCCCACCAGUGACUACUUCACCCGAAUGGUCACCAAUCCAUCAGACAUUUCGUAUAAGCAGUCUAUGGCAUACUUAGCCCCAAAAGAACUGGAGCCAAAAGCAUACACGCCUACGACCUCCAUCCAGUUCGCAAGCGAUGUCAAGCAGCACGAUGCUACACCGCCUGACCUCGCGCGCUAUACGUCGCGCGCGUCAGUGCACGCACCGCAAGACAAGAUGCAGCGCGUCAAGUCGUUGCUAGCCGGUGACGACGAUACCCCGCUCUCGAAGCAAGUCUCUGCGUCAUCGUCAUUUCUGCGAGCUGAGCGGAGCAAGACGAACACGUCAAGCGGAAACCUGUUGCCGAUUUAUUCAGGGGUUUCGCUUGGUCUGGGAAAAGGCGAAGCGACGCUUCAGUUGCCAAACUACGGCGCGUCUUUGGUCGCGGCAAAGUCUCAGCCCGACCCUCUGCGGCGAAAGAGCACCAACAGCUUGCACCUAUCCAAGACAGCGUCAGUUGACGGCGAAAAGAGCGGAGGACUCUUCAAGAUGUUUGGGUUUGGGAAAAAGACCAAGAAGUAGUAUUUUUUGUACAGUAGUCACAGUAAAUGUUACAACCGGA
This is a messenger RNA of Babjeviella inositovora NRRL Y-12698, 2301 nucleotides long. RefSeq lists its product as uncharacterized. The transcript has a single exon. The annotation marks the transcript as partial. The record is from RefSeq and is a predicted model, not a curated record. Lineage: Eukaryota; Fungi; Ascomycota; Pichiomycetes; Serinales.